Molecule: messenger RNA, 657 nt
Organism: Rosa rugosa (rugosa rose)
Lineage: Eukaryota; Viridiplantae; Streptophyta; Magnoliopsida; Rosales; Rosaceae
Product: receptor-like protein kinase FERONIA
Exons: 1
Coding region: 1-657 (218 amino acids)
Biological process (GO): protein autophosphorylation
Cellular component (GO): plasma membrane; plasmodesma
Molecular function (GO): ATP binding; transmembrane receptor protein tyrosine kinase activity
Source: RefSeq, a predicted model, not a curated record
AUGGGUACCAUCAUUCACCGAGAUGUGAAGAGCACAAACAUAUUAUUGGAUGAGAAAUGGGUGGCUAAAGUUUCAGAUUUUGGGUUGUCGAAGAAUGGCACAAUCACCCUUUCCAAGACCCACAUUAGCACAAAGGUGAAGGGUAGUUUCGGAUAUCUUGACCCCGAAUACUAUCGACGUCAACAAUUGACUGAGAAGUCUGAUGUGUACUCAUUUGGCAUGAUUUUGUGCGAGGUAUUGUGCGGAAGGCCAGCUGUGACAACCAUGGACAAUGAUCGAGUCGGCCUAGCUAAAUGGGCCAAGAAGUGUCAUGAUAAUGGGAGACUUGAUGAAAUUGUUGACCCAAAUUUGAAGGGUAAAAUUGCAAUUAGAUGCUUGCAUAAAUUUGUCUCCAUCGCAAUGCGUUGCAUGGAUGAUAAUGGGAUCAAUCAGCUGUCAAUGUACGAUGUUGUGAGAGAGCUUCAAUUUGCAUUGAAGAUGCAACAAAACAAUGGGGACUAUACUGAUCGCAUUGAAAUGACAGUUCAAGAUAGGAUUGCAUUGAUCAAGGACAAUGAUGGGUCUUGUUCUAGUGAGCAAAGUAGUGGCGCGAACGAAUCCGUCCAAGGGUUGACUGGCGCAAUUUUCUCCGAGAUCAUGGAUCCGGUUGGGAGAUAA